AUGUCGCUUGACGACAACCAGCGACAAGAGCGGCCUCAACAGCCGUCCUCGUCGCAUCACCCCCACUCGACAUCUCCGUCAACCCUCCUCGACGCCCAAACGGCCCAGGACGGCUCGCCACGCACGCAGAGGGAGCGACAACUCUCUCUCGAGGCGCCCCUCGCUGUCACAACCGCUGUCGACCGACCUGUCUCUCCCUCGAGUCCGCUUCACAGCCCAGAGGACGGCAGCGAACAGCCGUUCGGCUCGCUCAGGCGCGGCUCGCUGAGACUGAGGAGAGGCAGCGAGGGCGGAAGUGGCGGUCUCGUAUCGGCGGGCUCAGCAGGACAAGCGGGAGGAGCAUUUUCGACUGCGGAUGCGACUGCGCGAACUCGUACGGCGAGCGAAGGAGGGUGGAUCUCGUUCAGAUCAGACUCUCCAGCUCCUACGAUAGAGCGAGGAGCCCGGAGACAUGCAGGGACAGUCAACUUGGCGGACGGUUCGGUCGUCAGGCAACUCCCCUCGCCUCCAGCCCGCCAUACUCCCGCUGCCGACGACCCAUUCCAAGCUUCGACGGAGGCCGGGCCGUCGACUGGCUUCUUCGACGCCGAAUACAGCGCUGCGAGCCACGCUCAUGGACGCAGUGAGUCGCAAGCCUACAGUCUCGCCUCCGAAACCGACUACGAUCCGUCGCUUUCGACUGCGCAUUCCUUUCGACACCCUCUCGCCCACGACAUCGACGAAGAAGAGCUUGAAGUGCGAUCUCCCCUCCAACCCUCCCUCUCGACUCCCCCAACUCGCAGCAACCACCGCCUCGGUCCCUUCUCCUCGUCUUCCGGCCCCUCUCGUCGGCCGUACCUCUCGCCGCUCAGUACCUCGCCCAGCCUAGCGCGCACACCGAGUCCUCGACGACCCAGUCCGUCGGGCGAAGGCGGCUGGCACGAGCUCUCUGCAUCGCGCUCGAACGGCGACUCGCAAGAACACGGCCAAUCUGCGGGCCUCAUGCGCCGAGGAACGCUGGCUGCCGCUGCCGAGCGGCUGCGACGAGUCUCUGUGCGAGUCGUCAAUUUGACCGGAAUCGACGGCGAGAUGUUGGCUGAAGCUGAGGUCGAGGCGGAGGAGGCGGAGCGAGCGCGAGAGGAAGGCAGGUCUCCUGUCGAUCUGACGGGCCGAAGACGAAGCUCGGUCGGCAUUGGGGUGACUGGUGUCGAGGACGACGGCCGAAGCGGCGAGUCUAUGGGACGACGAGAUGCGGAUGCGCCGGAGGACUCGGCAGAUUCAGGCGUCGAGUGGGAGAAGGAAGUGCAGCGGAGCGAGAAGGCUUUCAGGAUGUUGCGGGGGAAGACGUUGGGCGUGUUCGGCCCGGACAACGUGUUCAGGCAGGCGUGCGCGCGGGUGUUGACGGCGCGGUGGACUGAGCCAGUGAUCCUGCUGCUCAUCAUCCUCCAAGUCGUUGUGCAGACGAUGCAGUCGUCUUACAACGUCUACGAGCAUCCGCGACCGACGAAGGGCUUCUUCCAUUCGUGGGAAGACUACGUCCUCUUCGUCGUGUUCUGCGCAUUCACGGUCGAAAUCGCCGCACGCAUCGUCGUCACCGGCCUCGUCAUCAAUCCGCCUCGUCCUCCUACGCCACCCGAAAUCAAGCCCGACAUCUACGGCACGCCCCACCGCUCGCCGUCUCUCGUCACCAAGAUCCAGUCUCGCCUCUCGCCCAUGCCGUCGCCUACACCUUCACGCCGUCGCUCUCCUUCACCUUCAGACUCUCGUCUCUCCCCCUUACCGUCACCUUCUCGACUGUCUCCCUUGCCUCCGUCGCCGACGAAGGCGACGUACCCACCAGCCGCCCUCACCUCUGCCGACAUUACCUCACUCGACUACGCCCGCUUUCCCGCCUCGAACAUGUCGUCUGUGGCUCUUAUGCGCGAAGACACGCCAGCGCCGCCGAUCAUCGACCCUGGACCGGCGGGAGUCGGGCUCGGCUUCACCUCUGCGCCGUCGACCUCACUCUCUCAACCGUUCUCAAUCAAGUCAGGUCUGGCCGCCGCCUUUCCCGCUGCGACGGCCGCUGCUGCAGCGAACUCGCAUUCUGCCGCUUCGUCCACGACCUCGCACGACCCUUACGGUGCCCAUCACCAGCCCAGCAUCUUCGCCAGCGCUCACACGCCUUACGCCCUCUCGAUCAAGCGCCAGCGGCAGACGUACCAGCAAGCGUUCCUUCGACACUCGUGGAACCGCAUCGACGCGCUUGCCGUACUUUGCUUCUGGAUCUCGUUCGGUCUGGCGUCGACGGGACUCGAGGCGAGCAAGAACCUAUGGUUCUUCCGGUCGCUCAGCGUGCUGCGCGCGGCUCGGCUCUUGGCCAUCAGUCCCGGUACCCAGAUCAUUCUUCAAUCACUCAAGAAGGCUUCGCCGCUACUCGUCAACGUCGGCCUCUUCGUCGCGUUCGCCAUGUUGCUCUUCUCCAUAAUCGGCGUGCAAGCCUUCCGAGGAUCCUACUUGCGGCACUGCGUCUGGAUCGACCCCCAAGGCGUCCUCGCGAACGUUACGGCCGAUCAACCAUGCGGCGGUUACAUGGAUGCAGCCGGUGUGACGCGGACCUACUUCACGCUCGAAGGCCUCCCCUCUGGCGAGCCACCGAAAGGCUUCAUCUGCGGUCCGCCAAGCAUUUGCGCAGAAACGGAGAAUCCGGUCAACGGUCGCUGGAGUUUCGACAACAUCCUCGCGGCUCUCAUGCAGGUCACCGUCACCGCCUCUUCGAAUACCUGGACAGACGGCAUGUACGCAAUGAUGAGCGCCGACUACUUCGCGUCUUUCCUCUUCUACGUCGCGGGCGUCCUCAUCAUCAACUACUGGAUGCUGAACCUCUUCGUCGCCGUUAUUACGAGCACCUUCGGCGACAUCCGCGACGAGACGAAGCAUUCGGCUUUCGCGGCCACCUCCGCCCUGCCCGUCAAGGUCAGGUUCGACGACGAUCGGAAACCUCGUCGCGGCCUCAGCAAGAGCGCCGACCUCAUUGCCAAGGUCUACAGGAAGACGCGAUUCUUCUGGAUCGCACUCGUCGUGGUCUCGAUCUCGUUGCAGGCGAGCCGCUCGUACAAGAUGGAUCAGGCCAAGUCGGACGCGUACGACUGGGUGGAGCUCGGCUUGACGAUUGCGUUCGACGUCGAGAUCGCCACCCGCAUGUUUGCGAGCCUACCCGACUGGCGACGCUUCUUCGACAGCCCGGCAAAUCGGGUCGACCUCUUCCUCGCCGUCACAACGAGCAUCAUCCAGCUCCCCGGCAUCUUCGGCACUCGCGCCUACGUCUGGUUGACGUGCCUCCAGAUCGCACGGUUCUACCGCGUCAUCCUCGCCAUCCCCCGCAUGAAGCGCCUCCUCGUCCGCCUCGUCAGAACCGUCUACCCGCUCAUGAACAUGAUCCUGUUCCUGUUCCUGCUCACCUACCUCGCCUCGCUCGUCGCGGUCGAGUUCUUCCGCGGCAUCCCCGACCCCGCAAACGACGAUACCGGUUACCUCACCUUCUACCAGUUCUUCGACUCCUUCCUCGCCAUGUACCAGAUCCUGUCCAGCGAGAACUGGACAGACGUCCUCAAGACGGUCCUCGCGAACGAGAAGGGCGCCCUGCAGAUCGUCCUUGCCGGCGUCUUCGUCUGCGGCUGGAUGUUCGUGGGCUACUUUGUCAUCGGCAACCUGUUCAUCGCCGUGCUCAAUGAGGGCUUCCAGCUCGCCGAGGAGGAGAAGCGUCUCCGGCAACUCGAGGCAUUCGCCGUCGGGCAGAAACGCGCGGUGACGGCAGGUUGGUUCAGGAGGUUCGAUCCGUACACCUACGCGACAAUGCGCCAAAGACGACGUACCGAGCGCCGUCAAGCGUCCACGCAUGAGGACGUUCUCGACCGUCGCAUGACGAGCUCGCCGGAACCGCUCGAGUCGCCGCCCGAAGACGAAAAGAGUCUCUCGCCACCUCCGACGGCAGCAUCGUCCGUCAGAUUCGUCGACCAGGCCAAGAAGGCGUUCAAGUUUCGCUCAGGUCUCGACACGCUCACCAGAAUCGUCCAGCCGCCGCCUUCGCCGCUGGAGCCGCCGUCUCGCGGUAUUCAUCAUGUCCGCGAGGCGACGAUCGAGGAGCGCGAGCGAUUACAGGAGCAGACGCAGCGGCAGCGCAAGGACACGGUCGCCGAGUUCAUCGAGGAGCAUCCUUCGUAUGACAGGUCGCUCUUCCUCUUCUCGCAAAAUUCGCACAUCCGCAGGCUCUGUCAAUCGGUCGUUGACCCCGCUUACGGCGACGAACGCAUCAACGGUCAACCGCCGAAGAAGGGCCGCCGACUCGCCUUCCAAGCCGUCAUUUUCGCCGCCAUCGUCGCGUCCAUCGCCAUUGCUGGCAUUGCAACGCCUCUCUAUCGACGCGACUACUUCCUCCAGCAAGGCCAAGUCCGCAUCGCCUGGUACUCGCUUGUCGAAGUCGCUCUCGGCGUCGUCUUCCUCGCCGAGUUUCUCGUUCGAAUCACCGCCGACGGGUUCAUCUACUCGCCGAACGCCUACAUGCUCUCGCUGUGGCGCAACAUCGACGGCUUCGUCCUGCUGACGGUCAUCGUCAACGUCUCCACGUCGCUGAUCGAGGGUCCUGCCAACAACCGAUUCACUCGCGCCUUCAAGGCGUUCCGAGCGCUGCGCCUGAUCAACCUCUGGCCCCGCAUGCGAGAAGCCUUCUACAACGUCCUCGUCCUCGGCAUCGGCCGAAUCGUCGACGCCAGCAUCCUCGCCGUCCUCUACAUCAUCCCUUUUGCGGUCUGGGCGCAGAACAUCUUCUCCGGCCUCCUCUACUCGUGCAACGACUCGUCGGUCACGACGAAGGCGGAAUGCGUCGGCGAAUACCUGGCCUCGCCGACGAGCGACUGGACCUUCUUGGCGCCGCGCGUCUGGUCGAAUCCCUACGUCUGGUCGUUCGAUUCCUUCAGGUCGUCGCUCCUGAUCCUCUUCGAGAUCAUCUCGCUCGAGGGAUGGAUCGACGUGAUGGAAAGCGUCAUGCAGAUCAAGGGUCCCGACCUUCAGCCGCAACAGAACGCAUCCCAGUUCAACGCCCUCUUCUUCGUGAUCUACAACGCCAUCGGGGCGUCCUUCAUCCUCACCGUCUUUGUCUCGGUCAUCAUCGCUGCAUUCGUUCGACGUUCGGGCAACUCCCUCUUAACCACCGAGCAGCGACAAUGGCAAGACUUGCGCCAGCUCAUGAAUCGGCAGCGUCCAGCGAAACGACCCAAGCGCCGACCCGACAACGCCUUUCGAGCUUGGUGCUACGACCGUGCAGUGCACAAGAACGGCUGGUGGUCACGCGGCGUCACGGUGCUCUACCUCGUCAACAUCGUCGUGCUCAUGUCGCAGGCAAGGUCGACCGAUGGGGCCAUUAUCGCGUACAACUUCGUCUUCCUCGGUUUCACAGUCGCCUACCUCGUCGACGUGGUUGUCCGUGCUUUUGGCCUCGGUCGCAGCUUCUAUGAGAACGGCUGGAACAUCUACGAUGUCGUCGUCAUCUCGGGAACUGUCGCAACCACCAUCCCCGUCCUGCUGGACGUUAGCGAAGGCGCCCUCCAGCUUCAGAAAGUCUUCCUCGUCUCGCUCACGGUCAAGCUCGUUCAGCGCAGCGACAGCCUCAACCGGCUCUUCAAGACGGCCAUCGCGUCGGUGCCAGCCAUCGUCAGCAUCUUCGCGCUCUGGCUCGUCUUCUUCCUCGUCUACGUCAUCUUCUACAACGAAAUCUUCGGCUUGACGAGAUGGGAAAGGAAAGAGACGAAUAACGCCAACUACUACACGUUUUGGUCCGCCCUCGUCCUCCUCAUCCUCCAAUCGACUGGCGAGGGCUGGAACGAGUUCAUGCACGACUACACGGUUGACUGGCCGAGGUGUACCUACUCGUCGAGCUACCUGCUCACCGACUGCGGGUCGCCCGGCUGGGCCUACGUGCUCUUCAUCACUUGGAACGUCCUCUCGAUGUACCUCUUCGUCAACCUGAUUCUCGCCGCUGUCGUCGACGGCUUCUCCUUCAUCUGGCAAGACUACGGCAAGGUGGCUCGCAUCACACGCGAGGACAUGCGGUCCUUCAAGAAGGUGUGGGCCGAGUUCGAUCCCGAGCGAACGGGUUUCAUCCAGCCUGCGGUCAUCCCGCGCUUUCUCCACCGCUUACACGGCGUCUUCGAGAUCAAGAUCUACCGCGACGCUUGGUCGGUCCCGAGCCUCCAGGCAGCGGCGUACCGUGACCCGCUUGACCAGCACAGCUCGCCUGCUUUCCAUCACUACCUUGGCGACCGCGAUGCCCUCUCCCUCCGGCGCGUCGAUAUCGACAAGCUUCGACAGCUCGUCGACGGCAUCGACACCGGCGAAGUGGCAGCUCGGCGCCGCAACUACGUUCGACUUUACCACGAGGCAAUGCACGAUGCCGAAGAGUCGCUCAAGGGUAUCUCGCUCAACAAGAUGCUCAUCCUGCUCGCCCACUACCGGCUCGUCGAGGAUGAGAGCGCCCUGCAACUCGACGAGCUCGCGAAGCGCCGCCGCAAGCAGGAGCUCGUCACUGACUGGGUCGACUUGGACCGCGUCAACUCGUUCCUCCGCAUGGUCGUCCUACGCCGCCGCUUCCUCGCACACCUCGAAGCCAAACGCCAAAACCGUUUCAGCAAUCUCCCAGCCAUCAGCGUCACCGACGAAGGGCACGAUGAGCCCGAACGAGACGGCGGCAGGACGCCCUCGACCGACAACUCCCCCGCCCGCCCUUCCGUCGCCUUCGCCGACUAG
Molecule: messenger RNA, 6759 nt
Organism: Rhodotorula toruloides NP11
Lineage: Eukaryota; Fungi; Basidiomycota; Microbotryomycetes; Sporidiobolales; Sporidiobolaceae
Product: calcium channel subunit Cch1
Exons: 14
Coding region: 1-6759 (2252 amino acids)
Biological process (GO): calcium ion import across plasma membrane
Cellular component (GO): membrane; voltage-gated calcium channel complex
Molecular function (GO): high voltage-gated calcium channel activity
Source: RefSeq, a predicted model, not a curated record